Messenger RNA from Linum trigynum, 444 nucleotides. Lineage: Eukaryota; Viridiplantae; Streptophyta; Magnoliopsida; Malpighiales; Linaceae. The record is from the annotation of a GenBank genome assembly.
AUGGCGUCGAGGGUCGCAAUUCUGAGAAACAUCGUCGGCACUACCUGGUGCUGCACUUCCGGAUCCAGGCGUUGGGUACACAAUGUCGCCGCCGCCAUGACUCCGCCGUUGAGCAAUUUCCUUCACCAUCCUUCUCUUCCUCCGCCUCUGCUGUUUCCGUGGUCCCUUCCGAAUCCGAAUAGGGAUGGCGAGUGGAGCAACCACGUGGGCAUCGAUGGCGAUUCGGGAGGGCUAGGGUUCCCGGGUUCCCCAGUUGGUGAAGCUAUGGAGCUAGCUGUUCCUAAGAGAAAGGUUUCUCCUCAUAAGAGAGGGAUAAGAAAUGGGCCAAAGGCUUUGAAGCCAACACCUGUGAUUAUUCGCUGCCGGGUUUGUGGCCGAGUAAAGCUGCCACACUUCUACUGUUGCAGUGGACACAAGGAGAACGCAAACGAGAAGAAUGGCUGA